AAACGUUCAACAUGGCGGACCAGGUUCGGGGAUUCGAUGCCUGGGACUAUGUAGUAUUUGGCGCCAUGCUAUUUAUAAGUGCAGCAAUUGGUGUGUAUUAUGCCUUGGUUGGAAGUAAACAGAAAAGUACGAAGGAAUUUCUACUGGCGAGUAGUGGCAUGGGAGUACUCCCUGUGGCUUUGUCCAUCCUUCUCUCCUUCAUGUCAGCCAUCUUGGUUCUCGGAAACCCAGCGGAGAUGUACACAGAAGGAACCCAGUUUUACACUAGAGUGAUAGGGAGUCUCGGAUGCGCAAUCGCGUCCGUUAUUUUUGUCCCUCUCUUCUACUCACUGCAUACAACAAGCGUUUUUCAGUAUCUGGAGAAGCGGUUCGACUCCCGUGCCGCCAAACUGACAGGGACAUGUAUCAUGAUAAUUCAGCAGGUGUUGUACAUGGGAGUUGCAUCGUUUGCUCCAUCAACGGCUUUAGAAGCGGUGACUGGGUUUCCGACAUGGGCCACCAUCAUCACUGUAGGACUGGUGUCAACGUUCUACACCUCACUGGGUGGAAUGAAAGCAGUUGUGUGGACAGACGCAUUUCAGUCAGUGGUGAUGUUUACCGGACUACUAGCAAUAGUCAUUCAGGGAUCCAUCGUGGUUGGCGGCAUGGGAGAAGUUUGGAGAAUUAACGAAGAAUGGGGACGAAUUAAUUUCUUUAACUUUGAUCCAGAUCCCACUGUCCGCCAUUCCUUCUGGUCACUGGUCAUUGGUGGGAUGAUAUCUUGGACAUCGACGUACGGGGUCAACCAGGCCAGUGUCCAGCGCUACUGUGCACUGCCAACACUGCAGAAGGCCAAACUGUCGGUGAUGCUGAAUGUAAUUGGUAUCUUCAUUCUGUUCACCAUCGUGAGUCUAGCCGGAAUCAUUGUCUUCGCCUAUUACGCUAAAAAAGGAUGUGACCCACUGUCUGCAAAAUACGUCAGUAACUCGAACCAACUGAUACCCUACUUCGUGAUGGAGGUGCUCGGAUAUCCCGGUCUCCCAGGAUUGUUCAUCUCAUGUCUCUUUAGUGGAGCACUCAGCACGAUGUCCUCCUGUCUGAACGCCCUGGCUGCUGUGUGCUGGGAGGACUUCCUGAAGCCAGUCCUCGGGGAAAGACUGAGCGAGGGACAGAAAACACUCGUCACAAAAUUGUUGGUUCUGUUUUUCGGUGGCGCUGGUAUUGGCAUGUCUUUUAUAGCAAUGAACUUAGGAGGAACAGUUUUACAGGCAUCAUUGAGCUUCUCUGGGGCUGCCUCGGGGCCUCUGCUGGGGAUGUUUGCUCUCGGCGCCUUCUUCCCGUGGGCCAACUGGAUUGGAGCAGUGGUCGGCGGUAUUCUGGGGUUGGCGUUUCCCUUGUGGAUCAGCAUAGGAGCCUACACGGUUGUGGGAGCUCCACCUGGCCUUGACUACCCAACAUACAACUGCAGCGUCCCCAACAUCACCGACUCCAUGACAACAACAAUGUCCACCAUCAUGACAACAGCUGGAGGGACUGUCGAGUAUACUGGUAUCUCCGCUCUGUACACAGUGUCAUAUUUGUGGUACCCGGCUAUUGGAGCAGCGACAUCAAUCGUCGUUGGUCUCAUUGUAAGCGCUAUAACAGGUGUGAAUCGACUGGGUGAUGUGGACGCAAAGUAUCUGGUACCAUUCUUCGACCGACUCUUCUGCUGCCUCCCUGCUCCCAUCAGCAGGUGUCUCCGCUGUAACCAGGAGUUCAGAGACCCGGAGGAAAUAGCAUCUGAAAAGGAUGGGGAGAUUGUGGUACCAGCGUCGGGUGAUCUUGUCAGCAGUUCCAGCAGGGAGAAGUUACCCCUGGACGGGUCGGGACCUAUGCCUGUGUAUGGACUAUCAUAUAAAGAGAACAACGAAACCAAUACCGGAGUUAAAAACCCAGCUGCCGAUGUCUUCAAUGACCAGAAAGAGCAAAACGGAACACAGUUCUAAAUCUCGCUUUCCAAUAGUCUCAACGUUACCUUUUACCUAUCAUGUCAGCAUCUUCAGUCAUCAGGAAUCAUUCAUCGUCGUAGUUUUAGAUAUUCAGAAAAUAAUGAUUAUGUUCAUAACCAUUGUAUCCAGUAUAAGAAGCGCAGUGAGACAUGUAGCAAUGCAGCAACAGUUUUCAACACGGAUGUUUCAACAAGAGAGAAACCUGCAGAUCUGCCUACAUACGUGAUAUAAGUAUCACAACACACAGUCCGCUUUGUGUCUAUUGGAUAUUUCCAUCCUACAUGCCACAACUGUUGACUUACACAAAGAUAUGAGACACACUGAGAUUUCGAAUUUGGAUUUCGAAUGGCGGUGACGUUUCAUGAUGGCUGGAACUGGGUUGAUGUUUCUGCACGUGGACUGAAGUCCCCACGUUUCAUCAUAAGCUCUGCAGCAUUUAUCAAUUUCAAAAGAACUGUUCAUGCUGCCAACGUAUUUCUUAAAUGUUUUCCCAUACUUAUAAGCAGCCGAAUCUCCCACUUGUAUGUAAUUCAAGUUUAGCAUAUCGUUUGUAUUUUCUAUUUCUAAAGGUUACUGCACGGCGCCAUUUUGCUUUGUUUGUUUUUGAUUUUAGAAAGAUGUAUGGGUAAUAUGAUACAAGAAAUAGUUGGACAGAUGUUAACAGACUUUGAAAAGAAACUUUAUCUGUGCAUCACAUAUGUAUAAUGAUAUGUGUACAUGCGAAAUAAUAAAUCAUUAUGAAAC
This is a messenger RNA of Haliotis rufescens (red abalone), 2711 nucleotides long. Its product is annotated as sodium-coupled monocarboxylate transporter 1-like. The coding region runs from base 12 to 1964 and encodes 650 amino acids. Gene Ontology annotation, biological process: sodium ion transport; transmembrane transport. The transcript has 17 exons. Gene Ontology annotation, cellular component: membrane. NCBI's taxonomy places the organism in Eukaryota, Metazoa, Mollusca, Gastropoda, Lepetellida, Haliotidae. Gene Ontology annotation, molecular function: symporter activity. The record is from RefSeq and is a predicted model, not a curated record.